UCUUGAAUGAAAGAUAAACCAACACGUCAUUUAAGACAACCUAGUAUAAAAACCAAUUGAACUAGACGACAGUCACUAUCAGCAGCUGAGGAAUUCAAAGGCAUUUCUGAUCACAGGCUCACAGCUUCAAGCAGAGGGAAUUGGUUUCUGAUCAAAUCACCAUGGAAGCAUCAAAGGCUGCUGCAAAUGAACCAACACCCUUCACAGGGUCUGGUGAUAUUGAGAAUGAUCUAGUCCACAAGAUCAAGAAACUGGCGGCUUUGGAAGUUAAGAGAUCUGAGACAAUGGCCAAUCUCAAAGCAUUUCUUGAAGAAAAAGAAGGCAUUUCUGCAAAUGUCCAGGAGUUAUUCUUCGCUGGCGAAGAGCUCCAUGAUGGCCAAAGGCUGCUUGAUUAUGGAAUUGAGCAAAACUCCACUACCGAGUUUGUUCUUCCGGAUGCUUUUAUGAUAGUCAUUAAGAUACCUUCAUGUCAGAAAACCAUUGCUGUGGAGGUGAGGCGGGAAGAUACUAUCAAAUCUGUGAAAUCAAAAAUUCAAGCAAUGGAGCGUUUCAGACCUGAUGAGUUCGUUCUUGCUCAAUGUGAAAAACUGCUUGAAGAUGAUAGGACUUUGGCGUCCUACGACUUUGAAAUUGAGCCCACAUUCUUUUUAUUCUUUUGUCCAAAAGAUGUGCUGUCAUUUUUUGUGAGAGUACCGAGCAAGGAGACUGUGGAACUCAAAGUUAAGGCUAUGACUACUAUUCGCGAUGUCAAAGAAAUUAUCGGGGGACUGCUUGGUGUCUCGGUCAUUGAUCGGGAUUUGUGCUGUCGGGGGAAGCAAUUGGAGGAUGGCAAGACCUUGGCUUAUUACAAACUCUAUGAGAAGUCAAUCUUGGAAAUUCGUUGUCCUUCUUUCCAGCUAUUCGUCAAACCUUGGAGUGGAACUACCAUAAUAAUUGAUGUUUGGCCAUUUAAUACCAUUGAAGAUGUGAAGGAAAUGAUUUUCAACAAGCUGAAAAUUCCAGUUAAGUAUCAGAGUCUUGUGUUUGCUGGAAAACGGCUUGAGAAUGAUCGAGAUUUGGCAAGUUAUGGUGUUGAGAAGCAUUCGACUCUCAAAGUGGUUUUAACACCCUCAGCAGCGUUGUAUGGGUUGAGCCUGAGACGCACUGGAGCCAGACCAACUGAUAGCCUUCGCACUUUGAAACGCAAAAUCAGAAAGAGAAGUCAUGCUGGAAUGAGGACAGUGUUGUACAACGAGUUGGCAUUGGACACUCUGUCACUUAUGGAAUCACCAUGAAUGAUAACGUGAUGGCGGUGCUUUAACGGGUGUUAAUCUACAUCCUAUCAGCUAUUCAUAUGGCCGCACAAAGUGUAAUUUGUGCAUAGGUCGUUAAUAAUAUGCUUUUCUCUUUUCGGAUAUUUUAAACUUUGUUCUGCAUGUUUGGCGAGAAGUUUGCGAACGCCAUGGAUAAUUUGCUAUUCUCAUUUUGGAUAUUUUAUAUGUUUUUCUGGAUGUUUGGGGAGAACUAUGAUGAUUACUGCUUG
Messenger RNA from Tripterygium wilfordii, 1522 nucleotides. Its product is annotated as polyubiquitin-like. Gene Ontology annotation, molecular function: ubiquitin protein ligase binding; protein tag activity. Gene Ontology annotation, biological process: protein ubiquitination; modification-dependent protein catabolic process. Lineage: Eukaryota; Viridiplantae; Streptophyta; Magnoliopsida; Celastrales; Celastraceae. The coding region runs from base 162 to 1274 and encodes 370 amino acids. Gene Ontology annotation, cellular component: nucleus; cytoplasm. The record is from RefSeq and is a predicted model, not a curated record. The transcript is spliced from 3 exons.